CAGCAGCAUCAGGGCUCUGCCCCACGGGUUGUCAGGGCCACAGCUCGAGAGGGCUGCCACCAGCGCCACGGCCCACAAGGCCACAGCCUGCUGCUUGUGGGUUUCAACGGGCGACCGUGCGGGUGGGCUGCGGCCUGACGAGUGUGUUGAGGGGCGGGCGGGGCCGCGGGCGGGCGCAAGCUGGGGCGGGCAUGCGCCGGUUGGCACGCCGUUGAGCACAAGGAGAUUUCUGAAAGAGAGUACAAGGAGGGCGCUUGACAUGGCUUCUUCUCGGCGAGCCUUGGCAUGCUAUCAGAUCGAUGCAUUCACAGGCGUAGCGUUUGCGGGCAACCCCGCGGCGGUGGUGCUGCUGCCACGUGCUGCACUGCCGCUUUCAGACAGCCUUCGGCAGCAGAUAGCGGCGGAGAAGAAUCUGUCGGAGACCGCCUUUGUAGAGUGCAGCGAUGGUGGCAGCAGCGACGAUUUCAGUGUCUGCACCCGCUUCAAGCUGCGAUGGUUCACCCCUGCCAUCGAGGUGCCACUGUGCGGCCAUGCCACGCUCGCCUCUGCCGCCGCCAUCUUCUUUGAAGAGGCCAACCCCGCCCGCCGGCUGGCGUUUGACACACUGAGCGGAGAGCUGGUGGUGACGCGGCAGGCGGACUUGCUCAGCAUGGAGCUGCCGCUGAUAGAGGCUACCGCCGCCGCCGUGCCACCAGGCAUGGAACCAGUGGUGCAGGCAGCAGUGGGCCAACUGGCGGUGGAAGAGGUGUUGUAUGCGUCGCCACUCAAGUACCUGCUCAUAGUGCUGAGGGGCGAUGGGGAGGCCACGCGCCAGGCCUUCCUCAGCCUUCAGCCCAACACCCAGCAGCUCGGGGACGCCCACACUGGUGGCGCCCUGGUGGGGGUGAUCGUGAGCCUGCAGGGUGAUGGCGAGCGCCACGACUUGUACUCUAGAUUCUUCGCCCCAUGGGCAGGCAUUGCUGAAGAUCCAGUCACAGGCUCAGCACACUCCAUUCUGGGUGCCUACUGGGCCAAGAAGACAUCCAAGCAGCAGCUGCGAGCCCGCCAAUGCAGCCCCAGGGGCGGCGAGCUGAUCCUGCAUGUCAAGCGUGAUGAGGGCCGCGUCGUGGUGGCGGGGCAGGCGGUGACGGUGCUCACGGGCCACCUGCUGCUGCCCCCUGCAUAG
Molecule: messenger RNA, 1165 nt
Organism: Chlorella variabilis
Lineage: Eukaryota; Viridiplantae; Chlorophyta; Trebouxiophyceae; Chlorellales; Chlorellaceae
Exons: 4
Coding region: 260-1165 (301 amino acids)
Biological process (GO): biosynthetic process
Cellular component (GO): cytoplasm
Molecular function (GO): isomerase activity
Source: RefSeq, a predicted model, not a curated record